AUGCAGUCUUUCAUUUGCUUCAUCUCCAUAGCAGCCGCUUUAAUUGCUGUAACUUCCUCGGCUUCUGUAGCUGGAUAUUUGAACGAACCAGUUCCUGAAAAUAUUUUGGAAUCUUUGGUUGCAGCAAGCCAACUUAAGGCUCCCGAGGAAUUGGUUAGAUGGAAAAAAUCUGCUUAUGGAGGUGCACAACUUCAAGCUCCACCCUGCCCCAAGAAUUAUUUGUUUAGCUGUCAGUCGAGUGUAGCCCCUGUGCCAUGUGCUGCACCACCAGCACCAGCUCCAGCUAAGCCCAGCUAUGCCGGAGCCUAUUCCAUGCAAGUGCCAAGGUAUACCUACCCACAAGAAGCCUACAAUCAAGGUAUUCCACAGGAAUUACUAAUGCCAUCUAUUUAUGGCUAUAACCAACAAUAUUUGUAUUGA
This is a messenger RNA of Eupeodes corollae, 420 nucleotides long. RefSeq names its product vitelline membrane protein Vm26Aa-like. The transcript has a single exon. Bases 1 to 420 code for a protein of 139 amino acids. The record is from RefSeq and is a predicted model, not a curated record. NCBI's taxonomy places the organism in Eukaryota, Metazoa, Arthropoda, Insecta, Diptera, Syrphidae.